Messenger RNA from Cyphellophora europaea CBS 101466, 1998 nucleotides. RefSeq lists its product as uncharacterized. The record is from RefSeq and is a predicted model, not a curated record. Gene Ontology annotation, biological process: endocytic recycling; retrograde transport, endosome to Golgi; Golgi to vacuole transport. The transcript has a single exon. Lineage: Eukaryota; Fungi; Ascomycota; Eurotiomycetes; Chaetothyriales; Cyphellophoraceae. Gene Ontology annotation, molecular function: syntaxin binding. Bases 1 to 1998 code for a protein of 665 amino acids. Gene Ontology annotation, cellular component: GARP complex.
AUGUGGCUGGACCGAUUCUCUGGCCAGUCCACACCUGCUGGCGGAACCACCCCCAAUCGUUAUCCUUCACCUGCACCCAGGCGGACAUCCCAUCUUGCGCCUGCUACACGGCCCCGUCCCGGGCUUAGUCCAAGUCGGUCCAAUGUCUCUCUAGACUUGAGCACAAACACCUCAUCUGUGUCCCUGAGCUCUCCAACCAAAGCUGUCAAUGGAUCUGCUCUGAGAUAUGAACAGAAGCCGCCUCCGAACGUGCGAGAUCCCACUCUGGUUCUUCGGGAUAUCCUUAAGCUCGGUAGCGAGGACGAUUUGAACAGGACGCAGAGAGGGCUCGAUAGAGCGGACAUCGAUGAAGAGAAGGAGAACAUUGACUUUGGCGGCUUGAGCCUGCAGGCAUUUGUGGAUCAGGAGCUUCCCCAGAAGCCUCCUUCUUCCACACCAUCGACACGCGCAAAAGACAAGCGGCAAGUGUUCGAGGAUUUCCAUAAAUCGAUCUCAGAAUCCGACGACGUGCUAAAUAAUGUCGAAUCCAACCUUGUCACCUUUCAAGCCGAGCUUGGUCAGGUCUCAGCAGAGAUUGAGAAUCUACAGGAGCGGUCGGUUCAGCUCAAUGCACGUCUCGAGAACCGGAGGCAGGUCGAAAAGCUACUCGGUCCUGCUGUCGAGGACGUUAGCAUCUCACCCACCACCGUCCGAGCCGUAGCAGAAGGGCCGAUCGAUGACACCUUUAUGAAAGCCUUGGCUGAGGUUGAGGCCCGUUCUAAAAUUCUCGAGCGGAAGAAAAGCGAGCAGGGCCCGGUGAAGGCUCUUGAGGACGUGAAACCUCUUCUCGAAGAUCUCAAGGCCAAGGCUGUAGAACGUAUACGGGACUAUGUUGUCGCGCAAAUCAAGGCAAUCCGUUCUCCAAACGUCAAUGCUCAGUUGAUCCAGCAUCAGAGCUUUAUUCGACAUAAAGAGCUCUUCCCUUUCCUCGCUCGCAAUCAUCCUAUUCUUUUUGAAGAGAUCGGCCAAGCUUACAUCAACACGGUGAAGUGGUACUAUAGCAGUAAUUUUGGUCGAUAUCAGCAAGCGCUCCAGAAACUGCCCUUGCACACGAUUGACCAGAAUGAUCUGAUCGGCGUCGAGCCCUCUGCGCCAAAGCGGUCGAUGCUGGGUGCCGGCAAAACCUCACAGCAACAGCAUGACAACUUUAGCAUAGGCAAACGAGCAGAGGUAAUUAAAUCUAAGAACGACUCUGUCAUCCCAUCAUAUCUUGCGGAAGAUAGCAAGACCGCGCACUACUUGGAGGUACCGUUUCGACACUUCAAUCAAGCCUUGGUCGACAACGUCACGGCAGAGUAUGCUGUAGCAUCGGAGAUGUUCUCUACAGCAUCAUAUCAACAAGUAACGAGAAAGGUUGAGGAGACCUUCCAGCCUACGUUCGCUCUCGGCCACAGCCUCACCAAAAGUCUGAUCGAGACCACUACUGACUGUCUGGGUAUUCUCAUCUGUGUUCGUCUCAACCAACAUUUUGCGUUCGAGCUGCAGAAGAGAAAAGUGCCGGGAGCCGACUCGUACAUCAAUUAUACUAAUAUCUUGCUAUGGCCUCGUUUCCAGCAGGCAAUGGAUCAACACUGCGAAUCGCUAAAGAAAGUGCCCACGUCUGGCAACCGUGGCGCGGCCGCUGCCUUCAGUCUAGUCGGGGGCGAUGCUAGUAAAGCGUCGGUCGCACCUCAUGCCAUCACGCAGCGAUUUGGCCAGUUUUUGCACGGCAUUCUAUCUCUCAGUAGAGAUGCAGGGGACGACGAGCCAUUGUCGAACAGCCUCGGCCGUUUACGCACGGAAUAUCAGUCGUUGAUGGCGAAGCUCUCUAAAGGUGCCGGUGACACAAGCAAGCGCCCUCGCUUCCUUUUCAACAACUACAGUCUGGUCAUGACGAUCAUCAGUGAUGCACAGGGCAGGCUCGCUGAAGAGCAAAAGGAGUAUUUUGGCAAUCUACUGGCAGAAACUAAGGCGAAGUGA